Molecule: messenger RNA, 1647 nt
Organism: Magnusiomyces paraingens
Lineage: Eukaryota; Fungi; Ascomycota; Dipodascomycetes; Dipodascales; Dipodascaceae
Exons: 1
Coding region: 1-1647 (548 amino acids)
Biological process (GO): attachment of GPI anchor to protein
Cellular component (GO): GPI-anchor transamidase complex
Source: RefSeq, a predicted model, not a curated record
AUGAAGCCCAGCAUUCUGCCACUAGAAUCGCGGCCCGCAAUUUUGCUGCGGCGAGCUGUUGUUGGGUCUUUUUUGCUAUUUGUUUUACUUUUGGGCAUUCCCCUCUGGUAUAAAACGACUUCUAUCUACCGCGCUCCUCUCAAUUAUACCCAAAUGUCUACAUAUGACGAGCGGCUCGGAUCUCUUGUUGAUGUUAAAGUCCCAGUGUUUGUUCACUCAGCAGGUCCCAUGUUACCAGACAUUGUCAGUGCCACUCAGCUUAUAAUUGAUCAACACUUGAAAAAACUUGGUGUUCCCACUAAUCCUGGAUGGGACCUUUCCCUUCACCCUCUUCCAGUUCCCAAAGGAUACUCUACAGACAACAUUACAUUUUCUCAGCUCCAGCAACUAUUAGACAUGAGCGGUGAAUAUUGGGACGCUGAAAGUGCAUCUCUUGUGCAGUUGGUCCCUACAAAUGGUGUUGAGGAGUCUCGAGUAUCACCCUACGCACGCGAGAUCCUUGUAUCUUACUCCGAGCAAUCUCUGGCCGCUGGUGAUUUGCCGGAAUUGCUAGCCGUUGAACUCAUCAAUAUUUUCGGUGAUGAGAUUGAUCAGUAUGUGGAUCUUGUUCGCCGCCGCGAACCUCCGGGUCAAGGUCUAGCAGCUGCCCACUCUACAAACUAUCAUAUUACCUUUUCGCUUUUUGUGGAAGGAGGCGAAGAUGUUGCUUGGGAUAUCGCACCAGCACUUGCGAGCUACUUUGCACCUCUUGAGCGUGAGCUCUCAGCCCGUGUCGCUAAUUUCUCUAUUGAUACCCAGGUCCAAUUUUAUUCGACUCUCACUAGCCCGCCAAAACAAGUGAUUGAUUCCAACAUCACGCAUUACUUUUUUACCCAAGACGAUCUCUCGACCUUUGUCAACUUUGCUGAUUGGUCUCUUUCAUCAAUUUACUCAUACCCUUCUAUAAACUUCAUCCUUUACGUCCCUUCAGCCAAUCAUUCCCCUCUUCUAGUUGAAAAUUCUCCAUCAAACUCUUUUAUAAUCCCUCAAUGGGGUGGUGUCGUCAUCUACAAUAGCAAAAGCCUUCCAGUCCGUCUGUCAACCGAAGACUUGGAACCAAUUCUGGAGAUUUUCACAGCACAGCUUUUUUCGCUUCUCGGUGCACCACAUAAUCCGGUAUCUUCUCCGCUUUUUCGUAUUGAUAUUCUUUCACGUGCAUUUGCCCUGCGCUCCCUUUUUUCCGCAGCAUCAUCUCUUGGAUCGUUAACACGUCUCUCACAGUCUCUUCCAGAGAUUGCAAUUCCAAAAUCGGUUCAAACAAACGUUGUUAACGCCGUUACAAGCAUUGUCUUGACUCUUGUUAGCUUAAAUUCUCAGCGAUUUUGGCCAUCGGCAGUCCACUCUGCUGCCGCUGCUAUGCAAGCUGCACACAAUGCCUUUUUUGAAAAAAUGAUGGUUCAACAAAUGUACUUUCCACAGGAGCAUAAGAUUGCAGUAUACAUGCCACUUCUCGGACCUAUUCUCAUAGUAAUGACCAUGGGCCUGUUACGAGUUGUCAAGGAAUACAAAUCAACGGGCAAAGAAGAAGAAUCUAUUCCUGAAGAAGAUUCCAAGGAAGACACCCCAAUUGCAUACACUUCAGGAUCCACUCCUUAUUCAACUAAAUAG